AUGGCGGGAAUGGGCCUGGUGAAGGCUCUUCACACUGACAUGUUCUCCAGUUAUACCUGGAAGCUUCAGUCCCUGGUCAGGCCCAAGCUACAAUAUAGAGCUGCACCUGCAGCUCAGGUUAUUCAACAACUCCUCUUUUGGGGGACACCCAAAGAAGAUAUCAGGGUCGUCACCGACAGUGACCAUGGAAUAGCAGGGACUUUUAGCUCCUUAGUGUUCUUUGGGGACCCCCCAAAAUCUGGGCAUAAAAAUUUGAUGCUUGUCAAGGAUAUCCCCCAGACCACAGGACCCCAGAACCAGAGGGUCCAACACCGAGCAUGUCUUCAUCCAGUGACUGGGAAUGAAGAAAAAAAUGGCUCUUUUAAAACAGGCAGCCAAGAGGCAAUAUGCCCCUGGGCUACAGAGUUUUUCCAGAUGCAAAUAAAGGCUGAGGUGAAGGUGUUAAAGCAGAGGUUUACCUUCAAGAACUAUCAGUUUGUUUUGGCCUUGACUUUUGCUAUGGAAGAGAUAAAAAAAUCUCCUGCUCUUUUACAUAACUUGACUCUGGGAUUUGAUAUCUGCAAUGUUGAAUUUGAAUUCUCAACAGCAUUUAAAAAUCCCUUCAUUUGCUUUUUUGGGAACUACAUGGUUCCUAACUACUCGUGUAUCAGUGGCAGCAAGCCGAUAGGAGCACUUACAGGACCAUCAGGAGUAACAUCUGCCCAGAUAGGUACAUUGCUGGACCUCUACAGGUUUCCACAGCUCACCUUUGGGCCUUUUGAUCAGGCCCUAAAUGACCACAGGAAGUUCCCUGCUCUCUAUCAGAUGGCCUCAAAGAACACGUCCAUAGCCACUGCCAUGGUCUCCUUACUGCUUUACUUCAGAUGGAACUGGGUGGGACUGUUAACCUUUCCAGAUGAGAAUGGCUUGUGGAUUCUUCAUCUACUGAAAGAAGAGAUGAAUAAGAACAGAGUUUGUGUAGCCUUUGAACUAGCAAUCCAAAACUAUGGCGUAUCACUUGAAAUGAUGACACAGUAUAACCAGAUUAACAAAUCUUCAGCCAAUGUCCUCAUCAUAUAUAGUGAUAAGGAAAGCACAGUAGAUUUAAUGGAGUUUAUUGAGCAGUAUUUAAUAAAAGGUAAAGUUUGUAUCCUGAACUCACAGUGGGAGUUACCCAUGAGAAGGAGAUAUUUCAUGCGAGGUUCAUUCCAUGUCCCGCUUGCUUUUUCACACCAUCACCCAGAUGUUUCUGGAUUCACAGAUUUUGUCAAGGCAGUGAACCCUUCCAAAUACCCAGAAGACUUUUUCCUUGCUUGGCUCUGGUUUGUCUCUUUUAAUUGCUCAGAUUCUGAGUUUGACUGUGUAACAUGGGAGAACUGCCCUCAUGAGUCCUCCUUGGAUUGGCUGCCUAGGCAGAUUUUUGAUAUGACUAUGUCUGGAGAAAGUUACAAUAUAUACAAUAGUGUGUAUGCUGUGGCCCAGGCUAUUCAUGAGAUGCUGCUACAUCAAACAGAAGCACAAACAAUAGAAAACAGGAAAGAGACAGUGUCUUCCCCUGCACAGCUGCACCCUUUUCUGAAAAACACCCAAUUUCAGAAUCCUGUUGGAGAUCAGGUGAUUUUAGAUAACAAAAGAAAAUUGGAGGCAGAGUAUGACAUUGUGAACAUUUGGAAUUUCCCAGAAGGUCUUGAUCUUAAAGUGAAAAUAGGAAAGUUUUCUCCAUUUGCUCUACAUGAUCAUCAACUAUCUUUAUCUGACAAUAUGGUAGAGUGGCCUCUAGGAACUACAGAGACUGUUCCUUCUGUAUGCAGUGAGAGUUGUCAUCCUGGAUUCAGGAAAUCCAUUCAGGAGGGAAAGGCUGCCUGUUGCUUUGAUUGUACCCCUUGCUCAGAGAAUGAGAUGGCUAAUGGGACAGACAUGGAGCAAUGUGUGGAGUGUCCAGAUCACAAGUAUGCCAACACAGAGAGAAACCAGUGCCUCCUAAGAGCUGCAAGCUUCCUGGCUUAUGAGGAGCCCUUGGGCAUGGCCUUGGCCUGCAUUGCUCUUGGUUUAUCCACACUCACAGCACUUGUUCUUGGGGUCUUUGUGAAACAUCACAAUACCCCCAUUGUCAAGGCGAAUAACCAGGCUCUCAGCUACAUCCUGCUCCUCUCCCUCAUCUUCUGUUUCCUCUGUUCCUUGUUCUUUAUUGGCCGUCCCAACACAGUCACCUGCAUUCUACAGCAAACCACAUUUGGAGUUGCAUUCACUGUAGCCAUUUCUGCUGUUUUGUCCAAAACUGUAACUGUGAUUCUGGCCUUCAAGGUCACUUCUCCAGGGAGAAGGAUGAGGUGGCUGCUGCUGUCAGGGGCUCCUAACUUCAUCAUUCCCAUUUGCACCCUGAUCCAGGUGACUCUCUGUGGAAUCUGGCUGGGAACUUCUCCUCCUUCCAUUGACACAGACACACACUCUGAACAUGGCCACGUCAUCCUCCUGUGUAACAAGGGCUCCCUCACUGCCUUCUACUGUGUCUUGGGAUACCUGGGCUCCCUUGCCCUGGCCAGCUUCACUGUGGCUUUCCUGGCCAGGAACCUGCCUGACACCUUCAAUGAAGCCAAGUUCCUGACCUUCAGCAUGCUGGUGUUCUGCAGUGUGUGGCUCACCUUCCUGCCUGUCUACCACAGUGCCAAGGGCAAGGUCAUGGUGGCUGUGGAGGUCUUCUCCAUCUUGGCCUCCAGUGCAGGGCUUCUGGGCUGCAUCUUUUUCCCCAAGUGCUACAUCAUCUUGAUAAGGCCAGAUAGAAAUUGUCUGCAUAGCUUCAGGGACAAAACACAUACUGGGAGAAAUAAGUCUUCUUAA
Messenger RNA from Perognathus longimembris pacificus (Pacific pocket mouse), 2817 nucleotides. RefSeq names its product vomeronasal type-2 receptor 116-like. The transcript is spliced from 10 exons. The coding region runs from base 1 to 2817 and encodes 938 amino acids. Gene Ontology annotation, molecular function: G protein-coupled receptor activity. The record is from RefSeq and is a predicted model, not a curated record. Gene Ontology annotation, cellular component: membrane. NCBI's taxonomy places the organism in Eukaryota, Metazoa, Chordata, Mammalia, Rodentia, Heteromyidae. Gene Ontology annotation, biological process: G protein-coupled receptor signaling pathway.